Molecule: messenger RNA, 1508 nt
Organism: Bufo gargarizans (Asiatic toad)
Lineage: Eukaryota; Metazoa; Chordata; Amphibia; Anura; Bufonidae
Gene: LSAMP
Product: limbic system associated membrane protein
Exons: 8
Coding region: 430-1479 (349 amino acids)
Biological process (GO): synapse organization; homophilic cell-cell adhesion
Cellular component (GO): plasma membrane; neuronal cell body; axon
Molecular function (GO): axon guidance receptor activity
Source: RefSeq, a predicted model, not a curated record
UUGUGUACACAUCUCAGUCCUAGCAGCAGCCGCACAUCCCUGCGCUCUGCUCCUCCUAACUCUGGGAUUCUUGCUCUGGGAUUCCUCCUCUGGAUCCUCCUUGACAUUGGCCGAGGCAAAAAAUAAAAAGAAAUUUCCAAAAAUAGCAAAAACUGCAGCAUCUAAACGGCCCCCCUCUCCACCUCCUCGUACUCAUGAGAUUCUUACUUUGGGAAACUGCAUGAAGAUCUUGAUCUCUUCGCCUCCUUGGAAUUGUGGGAUUAAAAAAUAAGAAAAAAGAAAGAGACAGAUUUUUGUUUUUUAAUGGUUUUAUUUUUGUCCGCCUUUUUGGCUAGAAUUUUUUGGGAGCAAGUUCUUCAUCUCUUGGAAGUGUUUCUAUAAGCUUUGGGUUUUAUUUUUUAUUUUUUUUUGCAUUGUGAAGUGGUGACCAUGGUUUGGAGGUUGCAAGCAGAUAGGUACCAGUUGCCUCGCCUGCUUCUAAGACUCCUCUUCCUUCUCCCUACAGGACUGCCUGUCCGCAGCGUGGAUUUUAACCGAAGCACAGAUAACAUCACUGUCCGGCAAGGGGAUACAGCUGUGAUCAGAUGUUUCAUAGAAGACAAGAGCUCCAAGGUGGCAUGGUUGAACCGCUCAGCCAUUAUUUUUGCUGGACAGGACAAAUGGUCUCUUGAUCCCCGGGUAGACCUGGACAAGAGAAGCAUUCUUGAGUACAGCCUCCGCAUCCAGAAAGUGGACGUCUAUGACGAGGGACCUUAUAUUUGUUCAGUGCAGACACAGCAUCACACCAAGACAGCCCAGGUCUAUCUGAUUGUCCAAGUUCCACCAAAGAUCUCCAACAUCUCCGCGGACAUCACUGUGAACGAAGGAAGCAACGUGACUCUGGUGUGCAUCGCUAAUGGACGCCCAGAUCCAAUCAUCACCUGGAGGCAUCUGAACCCAACAGCCAGAGACUUUGAAGGAGAAGAGGAAUAUCUGGAUAUCCAAGGCAUCACUAGAGAGCAGUCUGGAAAAUAUGAGUGCAAGGCGGCCAACGAAGUAGCUUCACCUGAUGUAAAACAAGUCCGGGUCACUGUGAACUACCCCCCUAUGAUAACCGAGUCCAAGAGCAUCGAGGCCAUCACAGGCAAGCAGGCGUACCUCCGCUGUGAGGCCUCAGCUGAGCCCAAGCCGGACUUUGAGUGGUAUAAGGAUGACACGAGGAUAAACAGCGCACAGGGUCUGGAGAUCAAGAGUAUGGGGAACCGAUCCACUCUGAUGGUUGCAAAUGUCACUGAGGAGCACUAUGGAAACUACACCUGCGUAGCCGCUAACAAGCUGGGUGUCACCAACACCAGCCUAUACCUCUAUAAAAGAGACAGCAGCAGCCGCUUCAAGCAGAAAGGACCUGGAACGGUGAUAGCAGACAAUGGAUCCACCAGCCUGGCUGCUUCCAUCUGGCUAAUGGCUAUUUCCCUCUUCUGCCUAAUUUGCAAAUGUUAAUAAAAUACAUAUAUACAAGAAAAAAAAAA